Messenger RNA from Lachancea sp. 'fantastica', 1056 nucleotides. NCBI's taxonomy places the organism in Eukaryota, Fungi, Ascomycota, Saccharomycetes, Saccharomycetales, Saccharomycetaceae. The record is from the annotation of a GenBank genome assembly.
AUGUUCAGACGUAAGAAAGACAAGGCUGAGGAGAAGGAAGUGGACAAAUCCAAGUGGAUACCGAUCGAAACUCCAAUCGCAGAUUUGUCGGAUUCCAUCCAUCCUCCAAAAGCAGCAGAAUUGACAAAGGAACAAAAAACUAAGUAUGCAGAAGUGCUUAAACAUUUCCAGAAUCCGGAACUGAAGGUUCCAACCACGGAAAAGGCUAAUGGCCCAGAUUCAGCUUUGGAAACAAUAAAACCGCUGGAAAAGGCGUGGCUCACCAGAGACUGUCUUUUGCGGUAUCUCAGAGCCACCAAGUGGAACGUAGCCGACAGUAUCUCACGUAUCACACAAUCGCUCGCCUGGAGACGUCAAUUUGGCAUUAACGACUUCGGGGAAGAAAACGGCGACGCUUUAACAGCAGCCACCGUAGAAGAAGAAGAAAAAACCGGGAAACAAGUUGUCCUGGGGUUCGAGAACGAUGCCCGUCCAAUCCUGUAUUUGAAAGCCGGACGCCAAAACACUAAAACCUCGCAUCGCCAGGUCCAGCAUCUGGUGUUCAUGCUCGAAAGAGUCAUCGAUUUCAUGCCCGCCGGUCAGGACUCCCUAGCGUUGUUGAUCGACUUCAAAGAAUACCCAGACGUGCCCAAAGUGGCCGGCAACAGUAAAAUACCACCCAUCGGUGUGGGAAAAGAAGUGCUACACAUUCUACAAACUCACUAUCCAGAAAGACUGGGCAAAGCGCUGCUAACAAACAUCCCAUGGCUCGCGUGGACUUUCCUAAAGAUGAUCCAUCCCUUCAUCGAUCCCAUGACUCGGGAGAAAUUGGUCUUCGAUCAACCUUUCCCGCAAUAUGUUCCUGAAGACCAACUUGAUAAGCUUUACGGUGGUCUUCUAGACUUUACAUACAAGCACGACGUUUACUGGCCAAAGCUUCUGGAAAUCUCUGCUCAGAAGCGCUCCCAUUAUUUGUCACGGUUCGAAAAGUUUGGAAGUCAAGUUGGUCUUAGCGAAUACGACCUAAGAGGUGAUCAUUCGGAAGUCACUUAUCCGGUCGAGCCCGUCAGUACAUAG